This is a messenger RNA of Saccharomycopsis crataegensis, 2781 nucleotides long. RefSeq names its product Rsn1p (gene RSN1). NCBI's taxonomy places the organism in Eukaryota, Fungi, Ascomycota, Saccharomycetes, Ascoideales, Saccharomycopsidaceae. The record is from RefSeq and is a predicted model, not a curated record. Bases 1 to 2781 code for a protein of 926 amino acids. Gene Ontology annotation, molecular function: calcium-activated cation channel activity. The transcript has a single exon. Gene Ontology annotation, cellular component: plasma membrane.
AUGAGUUCGACAAAAGGAACAUCGACCUCUGCAGUGAUAACCUCGAUUAUUUUCAAUGGAGCGGUUUUCCUUGGGCUCACCACCGCGUUUCUUUUGCUUCGUCUCCAAUUCAAAAGAAUUUACCAACCAAAGUCAUUGGACUUGAUUAUUAAGAUCAAUAAGGACCAAAAAUACUUGGAACCUUUACCCUCAGGCCUUUUAGCGUGGGUUGUGCCUCUAUUGUCCAAACCUAAGAGCUUCAUUAUUCAACAGGCAGGUCUCGAUGGGUACUUCUUCCUUCGCUACCUUUUGGUGUUCUCCUGUACUGCUUUUGCUUCCUUGCUUCUUAUUUUCCCUAUCUUGAUUCCAAUCAACGCAACAGGUGGGAAUGGGAAAACUGGUCUUGAUAAAAUAAGUUUCUCCAACAUUAAGGAACGCCACCGGUUCUAUGCCCAUGCUAUCAUUUCCUUGGUGUUCUAUUCCUUUGUGUUGUACAUUAUUUAUCGCGAGUUGACUUACUACAAUUAUCUUCGUGAAUGUAUUUUAGCAUCGCCUAAAUACGCGUACAAGUUGUCUUCCAGAGUGGUGCUUUUCCAAUCAGUUCCAGACCAAUACUUGAACGAGAAGGAAUUUAAGAAAUUGUUCAAAGGGGUUAAAAAGAUUUGGGAAGCCACAGCAGACUCAGAAUUGGAGAAAAAAGUGAAACUCCGCCAAAAAUUGGCCUCCAACUUAGAAGGAACUCUUAAUGGUAUAUUGCAAAAAGCUAUGAAAGUGAAAUCCAAAGCUGAGAAAAAGGGUAUUGUCAUUGAACCAGUCGAUGAGUUAGUUGCCUAUAUCCCUCAAGAUAAGCGCCCAACUGUCAGAAAGUACAAGCUUUUUGGUGAAAAACGCGAUAAGAUUAAUUGUUUGAAAGAAGAACUUGAAAAAGUCAAUAAAGAGAUUGCUGAAAUGAAAUCUGAAGGAAAUAACAAUAAAUCGACAAUGAAUUCUAUUUUUGUGGAAUUUGAGAAUCAAUAUUUUGCCCAAUUGGCGCAUCAAACAAUUAUUCAUCAUAAGCCAUUUACCUUGUCAGAACAUUACGUUGGUGUUGAAUCAAAGGAUAUUGUUUGGAUCAACAUGAGAUUGUUUUGGUACGAAAGAUUGGUUAGAAAAUAUGUGGCAAUAGCCGCAAUUGUUGCCCUUGUUAUCUUUUGGGCUGUUCCUGUCGCGUUUGUUGGGGUCAUUUCAAACGUCAAUUACUUGACCAAUAAGCUUCAUUUCCUUAGAUUUAUUUAUAAGUUAGGUGACACUUUAAUGGGUCUUAUUACCGCGUUAUUACCAACCGUUUUGUUGUCGGUGCUCAUGGCCCUUUUACCAAUCUUCAUCCGCCUUAUGGCUAAACUUUCGGGUGCCCCAACUUUGCAACACAUUGAAUAUUUUACCCAGCAAGCGUACUUUGCAUUCCAAGUUAUUCAAGUCUUUUUAGUCACCACAAUUUCUUCCUCCGCUUCUUCGGUUGUUACCCAAAUUAUUAACCAGCCAACCUCUGCCAUGAGUUUAUUGAGCGAAAAUCUUCCAUCCGCUUCUAACUUUUAUGUUUCGUAUAUUGUCCUUCAAAGUUUUUCGAUUGCUGGUGCAUUGUUCCUUCAAAUCACCACUCUUGUGUUAUUCUAUGUUCUUAGCUUUAUCUUAGAUAAGACUGUUAGAAAGAAGUGGAAUCGUUAUACCUCUUUGGGCUCAAGUUCUUGGGGUACUGAUUUCCCUCCAUACACCAACUUGAUGGUUAUUUCUUUGGCAUAUUCCAUCAUUUCUCCAAUAGUGCUUCUUUUCACUGCUGUUGGUUUCGCGAUCUUGUACGUUUCUUACUUGUAUUAUUUGUGUUAUGUCAGUGAUAAUUCUUCCAAAGAUAACAGAGGUAUACAUUAUCCUCGUGCGUUGUUCCAAACUAUUGUCGGGAUUUAUAUUGGGCAAAUUUGUCUUUUAGGAUUAUUUGUUGUUGCCAAAGCAUGGGGUCCAGUGAUUAUCGUUGCUAUUGCAUUAGGUAUUACAGCAGUUGUCCAUAUUAAUUUGAAUAGUGCAUUCGAUAAAUUGAUCACUGCAUUGCCAAUUGAUGCUAUGAAAUCUUUGGAUGGUGUUAGUGAAACUCCUUCUUUCUUCCAACAAUUGCACUUGGGUGGUAUCAGUGAUAUGACUGAUAAUAAUGACUCAAGUAUUAAUAAGAAGAUACUUCCAAGGUUAUCUGAAUCCACUGAUUACGAUACUUCCAAAUUAACUGACAAGGAAGCAUUGGUAAGAUUGUCGCAUGACGAGUAUUAUAACGAACUGACUAAUCUUCAUGAUGAUGAGGACAAAAAUUUUGCGAAGCCAACUUUGGCAGGAAUCGUUGAAAAAUACGAUACUUUAGCCAAUGUGCCAUUAUUGGCCGAGGGAUCCAAAGACCGUCUGUACGAAAAGCGCGAUAACAUUGUGAUGCGUUUCUUCAAACCGCACAUUUACUUGUCAUAUCGUUACUGUAAACGUACUUUGCCGGAGAUUUACAACCAUGUGGACAUAAAUGACUUGGAUGAAGAAGCAAACGACAAAGCUUACAAUUAUCCUGCAGUCUACGCCCCACCUCCUGUGGUAUGGAUUCCAAGGGAUAAAAUGGGUUUGAGUAAAUCUUUAAUCAAGGACUUUGAAGGUGUCAUUGAAAUCAGCGAUGAUGGCGCGACAUUUGAUGAAGAUGAUAAAAUUAUCUUUGUAGGAGCUCCACCGGAAUAUGAGGGCAGAGAGAAGGUUCAAUUGAAUAAAGCGUUUGAGAUUCAGAUGGAUGAAAUUAAAUAA